AUGAAGGAGGACUGGGUUUCUGUGUUUGGCAAACAAGAGAGAUAUCUGCAAGCCAACAACAGAGAAUUUAACAGUCUGUUUGGAUAUCCGAACAAUAGCAUCAAGACCUCAAAAUAUAAUGCCUUUAACUUCUUGCCUAUGAACCUGUUUGAACAGUUCCAGAGACUUGCAAAUGCAUAUUUCCUCUUUUUGCUUUUCCUACAGUUGAUUCCCCAGAUCUCCUCCUUGGCAUGGUACACGACUGUGGUACCCCUGAUGGUGGUGCUGUCCAUAACAGCAGUGAAAGAUGCCAUCGACGACGUGAAAAGGCACCAAAACGACAAUCAAGUCAACAGUCGUUCUGUUCUGGUGCUGAUGGAUGGCAGGAUGGUGACAGACAAAUGGAUGAAUGUCCAAGUGGGAGACAUAAUAAAACUAGAAAAUAAUCAGGUUGUCACGGCUGAUAUACUAUUACUCUCUAGCAGUGAGCCCUACAGUCUGACAUAUAUAGAAACAGCAGAACUGGACGGUGAAACCAACUUGAAAGUGAAGCAAGCCAUCUCAGUUACCAGUGAGAUGGAAGAUAACCUGAAGCUGCUGUCUGCCUUUGAUGGAGAAGUGAGGUGUGAGUCUCCCAAUAACAGGUUGGACAGAUUCACAGGAAUACUGAUUUAUAAAGGAAAAAAUUACGUACUGGAUCAUGACAGGCUGAUUCUCCGAGGCUGCAUCAUCAGGAAUACAGAUUGGUGCUAUGGCUUGGUAAUUUUUACUGGACCAGACACCAAAUUAAUGCAGAACAGUGGAAAGUCCACUUUUAAACGGACACACAUAGACCAUCUCAUGAAUGUCCUUGUGCUCUGGAUUUUCCUGUUUUUAGGCAGCAUGUGUUUUGUCCUAGCAGUUGGUCAUUGCAUUUGGGAAAACAAGAAAGGCUACUACUUCCAGGAUUUUCUGCCAUGGAAAGAAUAUGUCUCUUCAUCAGCUGUCUCUGCCGUCCUUAUAUUCUGGUCCUACUUCAUUAUUCUCAACACCGUGGUGCCUAUUUCCCUCUACGUCAGUGUUGAGAUAAUAAGAUUGGGCAACAGUUUCUAUAUCAACUGGGAUCGGAGGAUGUUUUAUCAACUAAAGAACACACCAGCACGGGCUUGUACCACCACCCUUAAUGAGGAGCUCGGCCAGGUCAAAUACGUGUUCUCCGACAAAACAGGGACCCUGACUCAGAACAUCAUGAUUUUCAACAAGUGUUCUAUUAAUGGGAAAUUCUAUGGUAUGCAUAUUUUUCUGCUUUCCCUGAAUCAUGCUAAAACAGAAAAGGUCGACUUCUCCUACAACAAACUGGCUGAUCCUAAGUUUUCAUUUUAUGACAAGACUUUGGUGGAAGCAGUGAAAAGGGGAGAUCGCUGGGUACACUUGUUUUUCCUAUCACUCUCAUUGUGUCAUACCGUGAUACCAGAAGAGAAAGUAGAAGGUGAGCUGACUUACCAGGCUCAGUCCCCAGAUGAAGGUGCCCUGGUCACUGCUGCCAGGAACUUUGGCUUUGUGCUCCGUUCCCGCACGUCUGAGACAGUCAUGGUAGUCGAAAUGGGGGAAACCAGAAUCUACCAACUACUGGCUAUUUUGGACUUCGACAAUGUACGCAAGAGGAUGUCUGUUAUUGUGAGGACACCUGAAGAUCGCGUAAUGUUAUUCUGCAAGGGUGCAGACACGAUCCUCUGUCAGCUGCUUCAUCCAUCCUGUAGAUCCCUCAGAGACGUGACCAUGGAACAUUUAGAUGAUUUUGCCAGUGACGGCCUUCGCACCCUCAUGGUGGCCUACCGAGAACUGGACAAUGCAUUCUUCCAGGACUGGAGCAGGAAGCAAAGUGAAGCCUAUCUGUCUUUGGAGAACCGGGAAGAUAAAAUAUCAAUGGUCUAUGAAGAGAUCGAAAAAGACCUGAUGCUGUUAGGGGCCACAGCCAUAGACGACAAGCUGCAAGAUGGAGUACCUGAGACGAUCAUCACCCUGAACAAAGCCAAAAUUAAAAUCUGGGUUUUAACUGGAGAUAAGCAAGAGACUGCUGUGAACGUUGCCUAUGCCUGUAACAUAUUUGAGGAUGAAAUGGAUGGGAUGUUUAUCGUGGAAGGCAAGGAUGAUGAGACAGUUCGGCGAGAACUCAGGUCAGCAAGGGAAAAAAUGAAACCUGAGUCUCUACUGGAAUCAGACCCAGUAAACAGUUACCUCACCACAAAUCCCCGAAUGCCCUUCAAAAUACCCGAGGAGAUGCCCAAUGGCAACUACGGCUUGAUCAUCAAUGGCUACAGUCUGGCCCACGCUCUAGAAGGGAACCUGGAGUUGGAACUGCUGCGAACGGCGUGCAUGUGCAAGGGAGUGAUCUGCUGCCGGAUGACACCCCUUCAGAAGGCCCAGGUGGUAGAUCUGGUGAAGAGGUACAAGAAGGCGGUGACACUGGCCAUCGGGGAUGGGGCCAAUGACGUCAGCAUGAUCAAAGCUGCCCACAUUGGAGUCGGCAUCAGUGGCCAGGAGGGAAUGCAGGCCAUGCUCAACAGUGACUACACCUUCUCCCAGUUCCGCUAUCUUCAGCGUCUACUCUUGGUCCAUGGCCGCUGGUCCUAUAAUCGCAUGUGCAAGUUUCUCAGCUACUUCUUUUACAAAAACUUUGCCUUCACUCUGGUGCACUUCUGGUAUGCCUUCUACAGCGGGUUCUCUGCACAGACAGUUUAUGAUACCUGGUUUAUCACUUUCUACAACCUGGUCUACACCUCCCUCCCUGUCCUGGGCUUGAGUCUGUUCGACCAGGAUGUGAAUGAAACAUGGAGCCUACGUUUCCCAGAGCUGUAUGAGCCAGGCCAGCGCAACCUCUAUUUCAACAAGAAGGAAUUUGUGAAGUGUUUAAUGCAUGGGAUCUACAGUUCCUUAGUGCUGUUCUUUAUCCCUAUGGGGACCGUUUACAAUUCAGUGCGCAGUGAUGGGAAGGAAAUCUCCGACUACCAGUCCUUCUCCAUGAUAGUGCAGACCUCCUUGCUCUUUGUGGUCACAAUGCAGAUUGCCCUGGAGACAAUCUACUGGACAAUGAUAAGCCACAUCUUCACCUGGGGUAGCCUGGGUUUCUACUUUUGCAUCUUAUUCUUCCUGUACAGUGAUGGCUUGUGCCUAAUGUUCCCCAACAUCUUCCAGUUCCUAGGUGUGGCCAGGAACACUCUGAACCUGCCGCAAAUGUGGCUGAGUAUUGUCCUCAGCGUGGUCCUCUGUAUGUUGCCUGUGAUUGGGUACCAAUUUCUCAAACCACUAUUCUGGCCCGUCAGUGUGGACAAGAUUAUUGACAGAAUUCAUCAUUGCAUGAGACAUCCACUGCCACACCCAAUCCGGACCAAACUGAAACAUGCAAGCUCUCGACGUUCUGCCUAUGCGUUCUCCCACAAACAGGGCUUUGGGGCCCUCAUCACUUCCGGCAAGACAAUGAGGGCCAAAAUGCCCAAGAAAAACAGCUUUCCUUUUAAAAAGUAGAGGCCUUUACGGAAGCCCUAAAGGAGUCAGUCAUUGCUCUUCCUCCCUUGUAUUCACACAACUUAAUAAGGAGAGAUUAGAGUCCCUGGAAACCAGCAUAAACCUGUUCUUCCACUCUCACUCCAGGGGCUCAGCUUCUUCAUUCCCUAGAAGGCUAUGCCCAGGUAAGACAAGGAAAGGUAGAGGGCCCCCCCGACAUCUGUCAGAGUUACAGCAUUUCAAGAAAAAGCGAUGUCAGGCCUCCCUCUACCAACCCUUCCAAGUUUUAAUCCAUACAAGCAAAUGUGGAAAUAAUGGGUGAAGAGGGGGAAUGUGGGGAAGGGAAAAGAAAAUAGGACCUAAGAAUCUUAGUUUGGGCCCUAUUUCCCACACCCAGAGCAACCAUAAAUUUUGCCAGGGCUCCCCACAAACAUAUUCACCCAGGCACCCUUCUCAGGUUUAUCUGAGGGAU
Molecule: messenger RNA, 3934 nt
Organism: Eubalaena glacialis (North Atlantic right whale)
Lineage: Eukaryota; Metazoa; Chordata; Mammalia; Artiodactyla; Balaenidae
Product: phospholipid-transporting ATPase FetA-like
Exons: 27
Coding region: 1-3483 (1160 amino acids)
Biological process (GO): phospholipid translocation; Golgi organization
Cellular component (GO): plasma membrane
Molecular function (GO): ATPase-coupled intramembrane lipid carrier activity; magnesium ion binding; ATP hydrolysis activity
Source: RefSeq, a predicted model, not a curated record